Molecule: messenger RNA, 2633 nt
Organism: Brassica rapa (field mustard)
Lineage: Eukaryota; Viridiplantae; Streptophyta; Magnoliopsida; Brassicales; Brassicaceae
Source: RefSeq, a predicted model, not a curated record
GAAUAGGAUCAUUGGGACGGCCAUGGUUCGAGGAAACGUACUAGCCAGUCUUAGGACAUCAAGGCAAGCGUUCCAUAGCCAGAUAAGAAAGUUAAGGACGUAAGGAAACUUAGACUUAACCUUAUGCAAGUCGAGAGUCAGCUAGACCGAGCAAGACGGUAGCUGGACGGAUGGAACGGGUAGGUCGACCAGCUCAACAGAGUUAGGUUAAGGUCACUCCAGCUCGGCCACUACAAGGUCAGCUCCACUAGCUGGACUACUAGCUCACUCAGCUGAGGCAGCUGGGGGUCAGCUCAUCUCAGAUGGACGGACUGUUCGGGUUUCUGUCCGAUGUGUUGAGAUGAGCUGAGUAAUAUGAGGAGAGUUGUCCAGGUUUGAAGAGGAUGAGAUGUUGAGUAGAGGAGAAGGAUUGGUCUUAGGAAGACCCGUCCAUACAGGUCCGUACAGGUCCAUACCAUGGCCGUACAGCUGUUCGGACGGUAUCGAUCAUGCGGUAAAGAAAUGUUACCGCGGGAAGAAGUUACUCGACCAGAUCAUGUUUUAUCUCGACCAAAUGAAGCAUAUGACCGUUGGUGGGAAGAGGAGGAGCGUCUCUACAGGCUGGCACAGCUGGAUGGAUGAGGUUUGCUUUUAGAAUAGUGACCACGCGUGUGGAGAGGCUAAUUGGUCCGGUUUAUAGUAAAGGCUACCUUAUCUUUGACCUCACAUGCUUAGUCUCUCUAAAACCUUUGUAUCACAGUCCUAUAUAUUGUAAACACUCUCUCAUCAAUAAGUUUAAGCGGAUUAUGUCACUCUCUCUCUUGUUCAUCAUGGAUCAUACAUAAUCUCUCCAUUUCUUCCACAAUCUCUCUUAAACUCCACUAAUCUUUUAUUAAAUCUCUCUUAAUAUCUCAAUACCUACUCUAUUCUCUAAAAUCUCAUGGUAUCAGAGCCAGGUUGGCGGCUUUGGUAUUGAGAGAAUCCAUUUCCUUUCUUUGCACUUGCGAGUUUGUUCUUGUGUGAUAAAGAAGAGAAGAUGGAGACGACAAACUUUAGCAAACUGAUAACUGUUCCGGUCGCACUGAAAGGACGUUCAAACUACUUGAUGUGGUCUCGGUUGGUGAAGAAUACCAUUGGAAGGCUAGGGCUGUGGAACCACAUUACAGAUGAUGGUCCGGAGCCAGUGGCCAAAGAAGAUGAAGAAGAAGGCGACGGGAAGACUCUGGCGGUAGCUGAAGAAAAGAGAUGGGUCCAAGAAGAUUUGAUGGUGCUGUUUGUGCUCCAUGCCUCUCUGGAACUCCCCAUCCAUGAAGCUUACGUGCACUUUGAGAGUCCUAAGCGCCUUUGGGACAUGCUCCACAAGAGGUAUGGAAACAAGUCCAACAUAAGCCGUGUGUUUGAUCUGAAGCAAACCAUCAGCGCAUUGAAGCAAGAUGGAGAAGACCUCACCAAGCACAUGGGGAAGUUUGGAGCUUUGUGGUCUGAACUUGAGAGUCUUAGACCCAACACUACUGAUGAGGAAUCGCUCAUUGUGAGGAGGGAGCAAGAUCAGGUGUUUGGGCUGUUGAUGACUCUAGAUGUAGCUACCAGGAUGUGAUUAAACAUAUCCUGAGAUCACCUACUCUUCCAUCCAUGGAGGAGAUAUGCGCGCAACUUCAGAAGGAGGAAGGAUCUCUUGGUUUGUUUGGAGGCAGGAAGGGGAUGUCCACGGCUCAUCAAACAGAAGAGGCGCAAGCAAACAAGGCAGCGUACCGUGGAGAUGGAAGGAAGUAUGAAAAGUAAAAGGGAAGCUGUGAGCAUUGCAAGAGGCAGGGGCAUAAGAAGAGUCAGUGCUGGAUUCUGCAUCCACACCUCAGGCCAAGCAAGUUCAACAAGGAUAGAGAAGCUAAAGCUCACCUUUCUGCCGAAGAAGGUGGUGCUGGUUCAUCCGGGGCUAGUCCAAGUGUCAAGGCGGGUGAAAGUGAAGGCAGAGCUCUAGCUUCUCAGGAGGUGAUCACCAAGGCUGACUUUGAGGCAUUCAUUCGAGCCCUCAAGGAGUCUGGUAAAAUGCUCGGCAACACUCUCGGAUACUCAUACUCUGCUCAUGCAUUACCUAGUAUCUCUGAUAAGCUGUUAGAAAUUUUAAAACCUCAUGCACUGCUACUGCUCAUACUAGCAUCUCUGAUAAAUUAUUAGGGGGUGUUUAAGAGCCUGAAAGCUGAAAAUGAAAUAUCUAGAAUCAGUACUGCUAGGAACUUGCAUAAACCAUUGAUAAUUGAUUCUGGUGCAUCCCAUCCCAUGAUUAGUGAUAACAACCUGAUGAAAUAUAUAGAACCUGCGCAUGGUCAUGUCAUGAUUGCAAAUGGAGAUAGGAUUUCCAUUAUAGGCACUGGUAAAUUGCAAAUGGAGAUAGGAUUUCCAUUAUAGGCACUGGUAAACUGAACUUAUUUAAUAAGGAUUCAAAAGCAUUUUUCAUGCCUGAUUUUACCUCUAAUCUCUUAUGAGUUAAGAAAUGCACUACUGAUCUUCAAUGCAAUGUUAUCUUCAGUCCUAAUGAUGUUAAGUUUCAGGAUAUUAAGAGCAGUAAGUUGAUUGGGCAAGGAGCAACCAAGGGAGAUCUUUACAUGAUUGAAGGCCUUGCACCUAUUUCUAGUUCUUGUUUCUCGUUUAGUUAU